This is a messenger RNA of Anoplophora glabripennis (Asian longhorned beetle), 1491 nucleotides long. It is a transcript of the gene Faa, whose product is annotated as fumarylacetoacetase. The record is from RefSeq and is a predicted model, not a curated record. Gene Ontology annotation, biological process: homogentisate catabolic process; L-tyrosine catabolic process; L-phenylalanine catabolic process. NCBI's taxonomy places the organism in Eukaryota, Metazoa, Arthropoda, Insecta, Coleoptera, Cerambycidae. Bases 65 to 1336 code for a protein of 423 amino acids. The transcript has 9 exons. Gene Ontology annotation, molecular function: fumarylacetoacetase activity.
UCAACAACGCUUUUGUCAUCAUAAAGUACAUAACAACUUUGUUUAGUCUAAUAGUAAUGCAAAAAUGGUUUGUUUUUUAAAAUAUUCUAAAUAUUGUGACUUUCCAAUUGAAAAUUUGCCUUACGGAGUGUUUUCUACUCCUUCAAAUCCGACUCCUAGAAUUGGUGUGGCAAUUGCAGAUGGAAUUUUAGAUUUAAGCGAGAUUGCUCACCUAUUCACAGGACCAGAACUGAAAAAUCAUCAACAUGUAUUUAGAGAACAAACUUUGAACAGCUUUAUGGCCUUAACACCUAAAGCUUGGAAGGAAGCGAGGGAAACAAUACAAAGCCUUUUGUCAGAAGGCAAUCCUACACUUCAGAAUAAUUCUGACCUUCGAUCUAGAGCGUUUGCUCUACAAUCUGAAUCAAUUAUGCAUUUACCAGCUAAAAUAGGGGAUUACACAGACUUUUAUUCCUCGAUACAUCACGCUACCAAUGUUGGAGUUAUGUUUAGAAGCAAGGAAAAUGCUUUGAUGCCUAAUUGGAAAUAUUUACCAGUCGGAUACCAUGGCAGAGCCAGUUCUGUGUUAAUUUCAGGAACUCCCAUACAGAGACCUUAUGGACAGACUACUAUAGUAGACGAAUUAUCAGGAACGCCGCCAGUUUUUGGACCAUCCAAACUGAUGGAUUUUGAAUUAGAAAUGGCCUUCUUUGUCGGAGGUUCGACCAAAGUGGGAGAACCCAUUCCUGUCGAAAAAGCACAUGAGCAUAUUUUUGGAUUUGUCAUUAUGAAUGAUUGGAGUGCAAGGGACAUCCAAAAGUGGGAGUAUAUACCCUUGGGACCCUUUACAUCUAAGAAUUUAGGAACAACAAUAUCUCCGUGGGUAGUCACUACCUUUGCCUUGGAGCCAUUCAUCGUGGACAAUUAUCCACAAGAUCCAGAACCGUUUCCCUACUUGAAGCAUUCCGACAAAUACAAUUUUGAUAUCAAUUUGCAAGUAGAUAUAGCUCCUAAAGGAAGUAACGUUUCAACGACUGUAUGCCGCUCUAAUUACAAAUAUUUAUAUUGGACAGUGAAGCAACAGCUGGCUCAUCACACCAUAACCGGUUGCAAUGUCAAUCCUGGUGAUUUAAUGGGAAGUGGUACCAUAAGUGGAGAUACAUCUGACUCAUAUGGAUCGAUGCUUGAAUUAUCCUGGAAGGGAACAAAGCCUUUGGUAUUGCUAGACGGUUCUCAAAGAAAAUUUCUUUUGGAUGACGACACUGUUACCAUGAAGGCCGUUUGCGAGGGAGACGAUUACAAUAUUGGAUUUGGCACUUGCUCUGGAACUCUACUACCGGCUAAGGAACUAAAGUAAUUUUUUAAUUUCAUCAAAUUGGACAUUGCGUUCUACUUGAGGAAGAACUGAACUUUAUUUUGUAUUUUCAUAUGGUUUUAAUGGUUGUAGUUUGAACACAUAAACAAUAAUAAUGUAAUCAAUAAAUUAAUAAAAUAUAUAUUUUUAUAAUGUAA